GAAUGGAUUGAAUUGACCAUAUGGGACUCAUAAUUUCUAUUUCUAAGCAUAUAAAAUAUUUCGCAAGCUGCUAGUGUCAAUUGUAACUGUUUAAUUGUAAAACAAAUAUAUAAACUAAGUGAUAAAAUGGCAUCAACAGUUCCACUUAUUGUCAGAUUAUUAGCUUCGUCCGUGUCAGUUGCGAACAGAGCUGGGAAAAUAAUCAGAGAUGUUAUGAGUAAAGGAGAACUUGGUAUUGUUGAAAAGGGAAAAGACGACCUUCAAACAGAGGCAGAUAGAUCUGCGCAGCGAUGUAUUAUUGCAUCACUGUCUGCACAGUUUCCUAAAUUGAAUAUUAUUGGUGAAGAAGAUAAUCCUGAUACUGAAAACUAAAGUGACAAAUGAAUGUACAGUCCACCCUGACGUUAAGUGAGCUUUAAGAUCUCCUCCGAGGACUAAGGUGGUAUGCCUCACAGUCGGUAACUAGCUCUCUAUACCAUUUGUUUCAUUUAUCCAUUCUUUUUUAAUUUUUUGUGUUAACAAAUAUGGCAACAAAAUAAAACAUAAUAAUGAUGACUAAUAUCCUGUGCAAUUGAUAGCCCCUAACACUAUUCUUAGAAUACUUACUGUGGUUGAAUCUGUUAGAUGGACAUUAAUACACUCGUAUGACUAGUUUACCAUAAAAUCACAGUAUAAGAAUUACACUAUGAUGUUAUUGCAUGCUUAAACAAGAAAUCCAGUAGCUGAACAUCAGGCACUCUAAGCCGAAAGCUUUGAUAAAAUAUAUACAGUAUCUGGAAUUCUAUUGUUUGAAAUUGGUUAUAAAUUCCCAUUUUAUUUUAAAGGAUGAGAUUCCCAGUGAUUGGAUUGUUAUAGACACAGAUAAGGAUAUAUUGACUAUACAGUGCCCUUCCAAUCUUCAAGGUGUAAAGGAGGAGGAUAUUGUGGUGUGGGUGGACCCCCUAGAUGGAACCUCUGAAUAUACCCAAGGUAUUUUUUUUUAACAAACUUGUGACAGACCGAAGAUUCGGUUUCGGUAAUAUUUUCGGUUUCGGCAAAAAAUCUGUGCAGAAACUCAGUAUUUGUGUAUUAUUGUGCGUCGUUCAGAUGAGUUUGUGACUUGUGUGUUACUUGCUCGUAAAAAGUAUUCUAAUCUUUGUUGAGACAUAAUUACCUAGUCAGGUCAUAAGUAUUAUCACACAGUAAAAACUUUUCUUUUAGAAUGCUGGCCACAAAAAAGUUUAUUGAAUUUGAAUUUCGAAUUGUUCAUGAAAAUAAAACUGUAUACGUUUUAGAAUUUUACUCAUUUUUAAAUAUGGAGUGGACGCUUAAAGAAGACCGUGUUGCAGUUAUUGCGUUUGCAUCGUUGCGGUUACGCGCCUAUUAAAAUUUUUGACAUACUGAAAAAUUUUAAUAUAACCAAAAGAUUCGUUUAUCGUACCAUCAUACGAUACAAUGAAGACUCUAGUGUAGAUGACAGGUCAAGAAGUGGUCCCCCUCGGUCUGUUAGGACUCCAGCAGUGAUAAAAGCUGUGAAGGCGCGAAUUCAAAGAAAUCCCAAACGUAAGCAGAAACUGUUGGCCCUUCAGAUGGGGUUAAGCAGAACCACGGUGAAAAGGGUGUUAAAUGAAGACUUAGGGUUUCGGGCAUAUCGAAGAAAAACAGGACAUCGUUUGAAUGCUCGUCUAAUGGACCUGACACUGAAGAGAUGCCACGCUUUGUUGAAGCGGUACGCGGGAAAAAAUAUCGGGAAAAUCUUUUUUCGGAUGAAAAAAUUUUUACCGUAGAAGAGAGCUACAACAAACAAAAUGAUAAGGUGUACGCACACAGUAGUGAAGAAGCGAGCAACCGUAUUCCGCCUGUCCAACGAGGUCAUUUUCCAUCCUCGUUCCAGCUCAUGGUAUGGUUGGGAGUUUCUUAUAGGGCCUUAACAGAGGUACAUUUUUGUGAGAAAGGUGUAAAAACGAAUGCAGUUGUGUAUCAAAAUACAGUCCUGACGAACCUUGUGGAACCUGUUUCUCAUACCAUGUUCAAUAACAGGCACUGGGUAUUCCAAUAAGAUUCGGCGCCAGCUCAUAGAGCGAAGAGCACACAAGACUGGCUGGCGGCGCAUGAAAUCGACUUCAUCCGGCACGAAGACUUGCCCUCCUCCAGUCCAGAUUUGAAUAUGUUAGAUUACAAGAUAUGGUAAGACUUGGAGGAAAAGGCGUGCUCAAAGCCUCAUCCCAAUUUGGAGUCACUCAAGACAUCCUUGAUUAAGGCAGCCGCCGAUAUUGACAUGGACCUCGUUCGUGCUGCGAUAGACGACUGGCCGCGCAGAUUGAAGGCCUGUAUUCAAAAUCACGGAUGUCAUUUUGAAUAAACUUUAGUGUCAUAAGAAUCUAUGUUUUGUUAAGUUCAUUUUGGUAUAUAAAUGGUUACAUAAUGAAUAAACUUGUUUCAAUUAUUUUAUAUUAAACAUGUCACAGAAUUUAUGACCUGACUAGGUAUAUUAAGUUAAUGCUUAACAAGAGAUCUCAUUAAAUAAUAUAUUAGUUUAUUAUUUUACUUUAUAUUUAUUAGUUUUAACAAUAUUGUGAACACAGUAAAAUAUGUUCUCAAUUAGCAAGUAACUUUUAUAUUUUUGACAAAAUUUACUUAAAAAAGUAUUUCUUAAUAUUGAAUUGUUGAAGUUUUACUUUAAAAUAAAUAAAUAUAUUGCUCCAUGACUACUACAAAUACUGUUUUUCAUUAAAAUGAAUUACCUAUCUGUAUAUGUCUCAAAAAUAUACCAAUUUCAGUAUAAAAAAAAUAACAUGUCUAAAUAAGUUUCGGUUUCGGCCGAAACUGAUAUCCAGACCGAAAAACAAAGAAAUCAGAAGGAAAAUCUACCCCUCCUCGGGAUCAUAAAUAUAAAAAACUGGGUUGUUUAUAUCAUUGAUGCACCCAUACUUAAAAGUGAAAAUAUGUCUAGUAUAAAAAAAAACCAAUUCACAUUUAAUCACAAUGCUGUACAGUAUGUUUUUCUUUAAUUCUUGAUAAAUAUUUUUGGACAUUGUCCUUAAAAAUAGUAACAAUCAGUGGCGGAUUUACCAGCAGGCUGAGUAGGCUGAAGCCUAGGGCGGCAGUUUUUGGGAGCGGCAAAUUUGGGAUCAAAUUUUUUUGUGUUUUACAGAAAUUAAAAGAUUCAUAUUUAUAUACCUAAAUGAUAUUCGGUCCACAAAAAAUUUAACAUGUAAUAUGUUUCACCACUUACAUAAAUAUUACUACAUUUUGCGUGAUCAGGCUUAAUUGUGGCCCAGGAACGAGUGACAUGACUAUUCGCUAAGUGUCUGACCGAAAUGCCGAAUUGACUACAUGAGCGCGGCCCUCCCGAGAGGAAAUAUAAUCUAUUUUAUUUUAGUUGUUAAAAAAAAUAAUGAUGGGACAAAGCGACAGUGGAGCUGAGUACAAAAAGAAGGC
Molecule: messenger RNA, 3420 nt
Organism: Parnassius mnemosyne (clouded apollo)
Lineage: Eukaryota; Metazoa; Arthropoda; Insecta; Lepidoptera; Papilionidae
Source: the annotation of a GenBank genome assembly